CCCGGAGACCUGGCUAAGUUGACUGGUAGACUCCGCCCUGGGAUGGCGCCGAGAAUGUUGGCGUCUAACGGUUUCCCUGGAGACGGGAAGCAUCAGCACUGGGUCUGAGGGCCACCCUUUGUAAUCCGCUGACCGGGACCCUCUCUGCCGUACCCAGCACCGGGUUGCGCGUCUGGUCUACGACAGUGAUAGGUCAACACAUCCGUCCUCAUAGGUUUGUGGAGAAGAAGCUAGAGGAGGAGUCUGACCCCGACGGUGCACGGCGUCUGGAAGCAUCGGGCCUCCAGGUGUCCGGCGGGCGGUGGACACCAGGGGGCGCCGGGGGGCAGCCUCGCGAUCGUCCUGCCGGCCCGUUUCCGGCUGCGCAGGCGCAGGAGGCCGCGAGCCCUGCCGGGGCCGCAGGAAAGAAAAAUAGAUCCUAUUUGCUGCGUGGCGAGUGGAUUGAAAAGGAGAGCGUAGGGGACCAUGUAGGAAACUGUUGCAGAAGCCCAGCAUCUUCCGAGGAUCAGGACUGGUGGGAGAAGCUCCAGAGCCUGGGAGGCCUGAGUGGUAAAAGUCAUCAGAGUUUCAUCUGAAGCCCCUGAGGAUGGCAGCAUGGGCCGGAGAGAAAGAUCUGGGCCUGGGAUCUUGAUGAGAAAGGGGAGCAAGCAACCGUCAGAAUGUUGCUGGGCAUAGCUGGAAGACAGGCGGUGGUGUGAGCAGAUGGCAUCGAUUCAAGAAAAGCAGGUUGUUGCCCUGGCCGGGUGGCUCGGAAGUUACAGAGGAUAACAACAUGGAGAUGAAGCCGCAGGACGGUAGGAGGUGUCCCCCCCACAGGGAGGUGCCCCCAGUCAUGGGGCUGCUGCUGGCCAUGGCUGUCAUGAACGCGCUCCUCUACCUCUGCCUCGAUCGCUUCUUCAUCGCCCCCCGGCGUUCUGCCCUGGGCCCCCGGCACUGUCCCUAUGGCCACUUCAGAGUGGGGCAGAUGAACAACUGCUCAGCAUGGCUGUCCUGUGAGGAGCUGAGGACAGAAGUGAGGCAGCUGAAGCGUGUUGGGGAGGGAGCCGUGAAGAGAGUCUUUCUGUCCGAGUGGAAGGAACGCAAAGUCGCUCUCUCACGGCUCACCAGUCUGGAGAUGAAAGACGAUUUCCUCCACGGACUGCAGAUGCUGAAAUCUCUGCAGAGCAAACAUGUUGUCACGCUGCUUGGCUUCUGUGAAGAUGACAACACUAUUCUCACCGAGUAUCACCCCUUAGGGUCCUUGAGCAGCCUGGAAGCGACGCUCAACCUUUCCAAGUACCAAGCCGUGAACACCUGGCAGCAGCGGCUGCAGCUGGCCAUGGACUACGUGGGCAUCAUCCACUACCUACACCACAGCCCCCUGGGCACGCGGGUCAUGUGCGACUCCAACGACCUGCCCAAGACGCUGUCCCAGUACCUGCUGACCAGUAACUUCAGCAUCGUGGUGAACGACCUGGACGCCCUGCCCCUGGUGAACCGCAGCGCCGGGGCGUUGGUGAAGUGCGGCCACAGGGAGCUUCACGGGGAUUUCGUGGCUCCGGAGCAGCUGUGGCCCUAUGGAGAGGACGUGCCUUUUCGCGACGAUCUCAUGCCCUCGUACGACGAGAAGAUCGACAUCUGGAAGAUUCCCGACGUCUCCAGUUUCCUUUUGGGGCACGUCGAAGGGAGCGACAUGGUCCGAUUCCAUUUGUUCGACAUUCAUAAGGCCUGUAAGAGCCAGACUCCUGCAGAGAGGCCCACCGCGCAGGCCAUUCUGGACACUUACCAGAAGGUUCUGAAUUCACUCAGAGACACCGUGACGUCUCAGACCAGAGAAAUGCUAUGAAGACUAGUGCGGUCAGUGAGGGGUGCGAGUUAAGGAACAGCAGUUCUGCUCUGACAGUGAGCUUGCUGCUGUUCAGCCAGGUGGCUCCUCCUCUGUACCCACGUGCACAUGUGAGCGGCUGCCUCUGCUGGCCACCGGGGCGGAAAUUGCUAAGCCAGAGCAACCGACGUGAUCUAAGUCUGGCUUCACUUCUAACGCUGACCGCUCCCAGGAGAAGAUGCAGAGAAGCCGUCAAUCUGACCUGUAUCUGAAGGGAGUAACUACAGAAAGAUAUAGCUGCAAAGAGCCUUUCCCUGACCUAAUAACUGAGUUUGUAAGCUUGUAAGAAAGGCAGACGAUUUUAAAUGGCAGUAUAUGAAAGAAGCAUAGAGUAGUUCUGCAAGGAAUUUUCUUGCCUCUGUUUUGGAUGGUAAUCAACAUACCAGGUCCUGGGAGUAUCCCUGGUCUGCUUCACUUUGUAUGGGUGGGGCCACCCUUACUGUUUUAAAUGAUCGUUCUGUGAAGCUCCAGUGCCGUCCUCCUUCCUAGGAGCUUAAGGAGAACCAUGAUGGCAUGCUCUUGAAAUUUGUUUUUUAAUAUAUUUUUACAAGAGGCCCGGUGCACGAGUUUGUGUACAGGUGGGAUCUUGCCAGCCAGCCCUAAACGGGGUGGGUGCGGCCGAUUGGGGGUGGGACCAGGGGAAGGGGUCACGGGCGGUUGGCUGGUUAGCCCCACCCCCUGGUCAAACUUCCGGUUGAACACCUAUCGAGGGGACAAUUUGCAUAUUAGCCUUUUAUUAUAUAGGGUUGAUUUCAAAGAGAGAGAGAGAAACAUCAAUGGUAAGAGAGUCAUUGAUCAGCUGCCUCCUGCACGCCCCACACUGGGGAACGAGCCAGCAACCUGGGCAUAUGCCCUGACCUAGAAUUGAACCGUGACCUCCUGGAUCAUAGGUCAGUGCUCAACCACUGAGCCAUGCCAGCUGGGCUGAAAUUUUUAAUUAAUAAGGAAUAUUUAUAACAACAAGUAUGAGGGAAAUGACAUGUGUUACUGCCUUGGAUGGUAGUUGUGAUAUUCAUGUUUACCUUCCUGCUGGGUUUUCUCUGUCCAAAUUAUUGUGAACAUUUUACAUCAACACUGUCACUCAUGACUGGAAAGUGUCAAACCCUUUCACUUGAGUUGUAUGAUUGAAACUUCAAAAAGCUCUUUCCUUGCUCACCAUCAUCAUUUGCAGAGGAUGAUGGAUUUGGUGCAUAUUAAUCAUCCCUAAUUAGGUGGUUAAAGCUGACAUGGAGGGGUGGGAUCACUGGAAUCACAGGGACCCCAGAGUCUCUGACUCAGAAGGUCUGGUGGGAUAGAGUCCAAAACUUUGCAUUUCUAACUGGUCCCCAGGGCAGUGACAACCACUGCCCUUAACUGUCAGACAGGGCACCACAGGCACUGAUACGGAAGUAGUAUCAGUCUUACCCCCUCGUCUACUGCCUGUGGUUGACUGGGUCCUCUGGUUGAUCAGAGAAUGUGCUUGCCCACAGUAUUGUUUUAACUGCUGCUUUUUGUUAUAAAAACUCCGCCACAACCCGCUAGGAGGGCUGUAAUCAAAAGGAUGGACAAUAACAAGUGUUGGUGAGGAUGUGAAGAACUGAAACCCUCAGACAUUGCCGGUGGGAAUGUAAAAUGGUGCAGCCACUUUGGAAAACAGUCUGGCACUUUUUAGAAAGUUCAAAAUAGAAUUACUGUGACCCAGCAAUUCCGCUCUCAAGUAUUUACCCAAGUGAACUGAAAACAGAUCCACACAAAGAAUACCUCACAUUCAACAUUUCCCAAAUAACUCUUCUCUGAGCCAGAUUUGCUGCUUGUUUCCUACGUCUGUAAGUGGCACACCACCCAUCUGAUUUUCCAAGGCAAAAACCUAGUUUAUAUAUAAUAAAAUGCAACCAGUUUAAGUAUGUAUUUCAAUGAGUUUUGAUAUAUUUAUCUACUCAUGUCAUCACCCCUACAGAUAAAACAUUUCCCUCCUAGAAUUUCCCAUGUGUCCUGUCCCCCCCCCCCCUUCAGUCCUUUCCCAACUGCUGGCCUCAGGCAAUGACUCUGCUUGCUUUUCAGAAAGAUUAGAAUUUUCUCCCAAAUAUCAUAAUUGGAACCAUACAGUGUGGUAUAAACAUUUUUGUACCUUUUUUAUUCAUUGCAGUGGUUUUGAAAUCCAUCCAUAUUGUUUGCAUCAGUAAUUCAUAUCUUUUUAUUGGUAAGUAAUAUUCCAUUAUAUGUAUGUUCAUCAGCCAUCUGCUGAUGGACACGGGGCUGUUUCUAGGUUGGGGCUAUUAUGAAAUAAACUGCUGUUACCAUUUAAAUACAAUUCUUUUGGGUAAAUACCUAGGAGUAUUCCUAUGAUCACAUUUAAGUAUAUGUUUAACUUUAUAAGAAACUUCUAAACUGUUAUUCAAAGCAUCUGUACCAUGUUCCAAUAGCAGUGUUCAAGAGUUCCAUUUGCUCCACACUCUUAGCCUACACUUGUUAUCAGCUAAUUUAAUUUUAGCGACGCUAGUGGGUGUGUAGUGCCAUCUCAUUGUAGUUUUUAUUGGCAUUUUCCCAAAGAUAAGUGAUGCUGAGAACCUUUUUAUGUUUAUUGGCCAUUCACAUCUCUGGUGAAGAGUCCAAAUCUUUUCCCCAUUUAUAAAUAAUUUGCUUAUUAUUAAAUUGUUAGAGUUCAUUGUGUAACCUGGAAUUAAGUCUGUUACUAGAUAUAUCUUUUGCAAAUCUUUUCUCACAGCCAGAGGCUUGCCUUUUCAUUUUCUUAACUAUGUUUUGUUUAAGUUUGUGUUUUAAAAUGGUUUAGCCCUAGCCAGUUUGGCCCAAUGGAUAGAGCAUCUGCCCAUGGACCAAAGGGUCCCAGGUUCAAUUCCAGUCAAGGGCACAUACUUAGGUUGCAGGCUCAAUCGCCCGCCCUGGGUGGGAGCAGGAGGCAACCAAUUGAUGUGUCUCUCUCACAUCAAUGUUUCUCUUUCUCUGUCUCUCCCUCUCCCUUCCACUGUCUCUAAAAAAUCAAUGGAAAAAAAUAUCCUUGGGUGAGGAUUAACAAAAAAUAAAAUAGUUUAUAUAUUAUUUAAGAAAGUCAUGAAGGUUUUCUCCUUUAUUUUCUUCCAGGAGUUUUAUAGUUUUAGCUUUUACAUUGAGGUCCAUAUUUAAUUUCCAGUUCAGUUGUUUAUAUGCUAAGGUUAAAGUUCACUUUUUCCUGCACGUAGCAUCGUUUAUUGAAAUGAUUGUUUUAGCAUCAUUUAUUGAAAACAUUAUUUCCCCCAUUAAAUUGCUUUGGUAACUUGGUGAAAAACCAGUACUGUGUGUUUACGUUUAGGCUCUCUCUAUCUUGUUCUGUUGAUCUAUAUUAUUACCUUAUGCUGAUAACACACUAUCUUGAUUACUAUAGCUUUAUAGUAAAUCUUGAACUCAGUGCAAGACCUACAAUUCUGUUGUUCUUUUUCAAAAUCAUUUUACAUUUCCAUAUAAAUUUUAAAAUCAGUUGUCAAUUUCUACACACACACACACACACAUAUACACACAAGAAGUAACCUGGGAUUUUUUAUUUUUUUUUGGAUUGCACUCUAUAUAGAUCAGUUUGGGGAAAACUGGCAUUUUAACAGUAGUGGUUCUUCUAAUCUACGAACAUGGUAUAUCUCUCCAACUAUUUAGGUCUUCUUUAAUUUCUCUCAGUCAUGUUUUGUAGUUUUUAGUGUUCAGGUCUUAUACCUGUUUUGUUAAAGUUAUUUAAGUAUUAAUUUUAAAAAAUUCUAUUGUAAAUGCUAUUUUUAAAAAGUCAAGUUCCAAUUUUGUUUACAUCUUGAUAUGAAAAUACAAUUGAUUUUUGUAUAUUGACUUUGAAUUCUGUGACCUUGUUAAAUUCACUUAUAAAUUCUGGUAAUUUCGGUGUGUGUGUGUGGAAGAUUCCUUAAGAGUUUCCACACAUUUAUUCAUACCAUAUUUGAAUAAAGCCAAUUUGUAUGCUUUUU
Molecule: messenger RNA, 5802 nt
Organism: Myotis daubentonii (Daubenton's bat)
Lineage: Eukaryota; Metazoa; Chordata; Mammalia; Chiroptera; Vespertilionidae
Gene: POMK
Product: protein O-mannose kinase
Exons: 5
Coding region: 773-1825 (350 amino acids)
Biological process (GO): protein phosphorylation; carbohydrate phosphorylation; protein O-linked glycosylation
Cellular component (GO): endoplasmic reticulum membrane
Molecular function (GO): protein kinase activity; ATP binding; carbohydrate kinase activity
Source: RefSeq, a predicted model, not a curated record